This is a messenger RNA of Perkinsus marinus ATCC 50983, 585 nucleotides long. RefSeq lists its product as hypothetical. The coding region runs from base 1 to 585 and encodes 194 amino acids. The transcript is spliced from 8 exons. Lineage: Eukaryota; Perkinsozoa; Perkinsida; Perkinsidae. The record is from RefSeq and is a predicted model, not a curated record.
AUGUUGACAUCUCAGCUGAAGGAUGCUUACCGCGCCCUCAACUUGUCCUACGAUGCUGAGUGGGAGAAGAUCAUGGACCGAGCCAGGAGUUUGAAGCACAGGUAUAAGGCGGCUGGAGACAAGCGAAGUCUGGCUCGGGUCUAUAAGGCGUUCUCAAUCCUAGAGGCCGACAGGAAGAAAAGGCUGUAUGGUGGCGAUGAGCAGCUCAUAGGCCGAUCGAGGCGGGACCGGGAGCUUGAUGGGAUGUACAACCAUAUGACUAAGGAGAUCGCUAAGCGUCGAAGGGAAGAGACCGCGGUUGGUGGAUCUGCAUCAGCUGAACGGGUCGACCUCAUGCACACGGUAGUGGCCGAUGACACUGUUCACACUGGGGAUGUUAAGGAGAAGGAAGAGACCUCGUUGAGCUCGUCCAGUAAGGAGAUGGGUCCGCCCAUGAAGAAAGCAAAGGACGGUGAAGAGGGAUCGGCCAAGUCGGAAGGCUCCAGUGAGACCAAGAGUGCAUCGCAUCAGACUAAGAUGUCCGACGUCGACUGGCCGGCCCAGUUCGCCAGAAUGCGAGAUGCGAUGACCAAACACGAGCAGUGA